Messenger RNA from Staurois parvus, 547 nucleotides. The record is from the annotation of a GenBank genome assembly. NCBI's taxonomy places the organism in Eukaryota, Metazoa, Chordata, Amphibia, Anura, Ranidae.
CAGGAGACGGUCAAAGACUGCAGACAUGAUACAGGAGAGGAGACGGUCAGAGACUGCAGACAUGAUACAGGAGAGACAUACGGUCAGAGAGACGGCAGACAUGAUACAGGAGACGGUCAGAGACUGCAGACAUGAUACAGGAGACGGUCAGAGACUGCAGACAUGGUAUAGGAGACGGUUAGAGACGGCAGACAUACUACAGGAGAUGGUCAGAGACUGCAGACAUAGUACAGGAGAUGGUCAGAGACAUUGCUUUUGAUCUGCAGACAUGGUACAGGAGAUGCUCAGAGACGCAGACAUAGUACAGGAGAUGGUCAGAGACUGCAGACAUGGUACAGGAGAUGGUCAGAGACUGCAGACAUGGUAGAGGAGAUGGUCAGAGACUGCAGACAUACUACAGGAGAUGACCAGAGACUGCAGACAUAGUACAGGAGAUGGUCAGAGACUGCAGACAUGGUUUCAGGAGAUGGUCAAUGAGACUGCAGACAUGGUACAGGAGAUGACCAUCAGACUGGUACAGACAUAGUACAGCUGAGAUGACCAGAAA